This is a messenger RNA of Danio aesculapii, 2238 nucleotides long. RefSeq names its product dual specificity phosphatase 1 (gene dusp1). The transcript has 4 exons. Gene Ontology annotation, biological process: protein dephosphorylation; negative regulation of p38MAPK cascade; endoderm formation. The record is from RefSeq and is a predicted model, not a curated record. Lineage: Eukaryota; Metazoa; Chordata; Actinopteri; Cypriniformes; Danionidae. Gene Ontology annotation, cellular component: cytoplasm; nucleus. Bases 172 to 1281 code for a protein of 369 amino acids. Gene Ontology annotation, molecular function: protein tyrosine/threonine phosphatase activity; MAP kinase tyrosine/serine/threonine phosphatase activity.
UCGUAGAGCCUCUCGCUUCAGAACAAGAAAAGGACUAACAAGUUUAAAGUUGGAAACAAAAUAACUGACAUUUCAGCGUCGCUUCACGGACUAUUACUACAUCAAAUUCUCGAUCACUUGACUUGGAGAAACUUUUCAAGCGCGCUGGGUUUGUUUCAUUUAUCUAGCUGUAUGUAUUUAGAGCUAUCCUUCUGUACUAUGGUCAUCAUGGAAGUGCCCACUAUCGAUUCGGCCUCACUUCGGCAUCUGUUGGAGGGAGACGACCCGGACUGCCUGGUUUUGGACUGUCGCUCCUUCUUUUCUUUCAGCGUGUCUCACAUUUCGGGCUCCAGUAAUGUGCGCUUCAGUACUAUCGUGCGCCGGAGGGCCAGAGGGGGUCUGGGGCUUGAGCACAUUGUGCCCAACGAGGACACAAGGAACAGGCUUCUGUCCGGGGAAUACCAGAGUGUCGUUUUCCUGGAUGACCACAGUCUAGAAAUGGGAGAAGUGAAGAAAGACGGGACUUUAAUGCUCGCUGUGAACGCGUUGUGCCGCAAUCGAUGUGGAGCAAGUGUAUACCUUCUUAAAGGUGGAUUUGACACAUUUUCCGCCGAAUUUCCUGAAAAGUGUACAAAGCCAAUUCCUCCUCAAGGCUUGAGUUUACCUCUGAGCUCCAACUGCCAUUCAAACACUGCUGAUUCCUCCUGUAACACAUGUACAACCCCUCUGUAUGAUCAGGGUGGCCCUGUAGAAAUUCUGCCCUUCCUAUAUUUAGGCAGUGCUUAUCACGCUUCCAGAAAAGACAUGCUGGACAUGUUGGGGAUCACCGCUCUUAUUAACGUCUCUUCCAACUGCCCCAACCACUUUGAAGACCACUACCAGUACAAAAGUAUUCCAGUUGAAGACAACCACAAAGCUAACAUCAGUUCCUGGUUCAACGAGGCCAUUGAAUUUAUCGAUUCUGUACGGAAUAAAGGUGGACGUGUCUUUGUUCACUGCCAAGCGGGAAUCUCGCGCUCCGCCACCAUCUGUUUGGCUUAUCUGAUGCGCACCAACCGUGUCAAACUGGAGGAGGCCUUCGAGUUCGUCAAACAGCGUCGCAGCAUCAUCUCGCCCAACUUCAGCUUCAUGGGCCAGCUUUUACAAUUCGAGUCCCAAGUUCUGGCCUCCUCUACGUGUUCCUCAGAAGCAGGAAGCCCCGCCAUUGGCAAGAACAACACUGUGUUCAACUUCCCCGUCCACACAGCAGCCAGUCCUCUUUCCUUCCUGCAGAGUCCCAUCACUACCUCACCCUCCUGCUGAGACGCACUCCUUAAAGUGGUCAGACUCCUUAUCUCGCCUGUCAAAUGGGGAGACUUUUAUUUAUAUGAAGAUUGUAUGAUCCCUGAGGUGAUCUUGCCAGUAUUAAAAGGCUUGGGAAUCUUCCUGAGUGUACCUGUUGCUAACUGUUUUCCACGAUUGCUCAAUUUGACGAUGGCUAAUGUAGCCUAGAACUCUGUUUUAGCAUUUUUACACUGUGAUCCAUAUUUGACUUAACCUUUUUUUUGAACACAAAAGAUAUUUUGAGAAAUGUUGAAAAUCUGUACCCAUUGACCUCCAUUGUAUUUUUUUUCUACUAUGGAAGUCAAUGUUUACAUGUUUUCAAAAUUUUCUUCAAAAUAUAUCCAUUUUGUGUUCAAAAGACAAAAAAACAGGUGAGAAUUUCAUUUUUACGUGAACAAUCUCUUUAAAGUAGAAACUGUCCUCCAUUUUAUUAUUAUUUUGAUCUUGAUAAUCAGUUUUGUGGUCAUUUGUUGGCAUCAAAGUAGCCCCAUGUCUUAUAGGUUACUCAGGGAUUGUUGUCCUUAUGUUGUUGUUUUUUAUUAUGCGAGUCUGAGGAGGAGGGAAGUCACUAGACUUGAAGGUGCUAUCAAAAAGUACUGCUACGAUUUUUUUUGUUUUCCAACUUAGAACAUUGAAUGUAGUCUUUCCAGGCUCUGCCGUAAGACAGCGGAUGUUGAAGUGUUUUAUUUUGUACAAGCCUGUCAUGCCUUUUCAAAAAGUUGGUUGUCGGUAAACAAACAGUGAAUACCUCAUGUGUCUGUACUGUUGUCAGUCCGGUAAGAGUCCUCUUCCCAUAAGCACUACUAACAGGAAUGACUCUUACAGGCCUUUUUUUGAUAUGUGACUAUUUAUUGACUAAAUUAAUAUAUUUCUUAUGCUAUAUUUUUUCAUAUAUUUGUGAUACUUGCUGACAAAUAAACAUGUUUUUAUAUGCAA